GGAAAGAGGACUAAUUAGGGUUUAACAGUUAAUAAGAGUUAGUUGUUAUGAAAACUUCAAUGACAUGGAGGCACUUGCCUCCACUAAUUUAUGCAUUAGCAUUUUGCUUCAUUGCUAUCAAUGUUGCUGAUGAUGAUCAGAGUCCUUAUUAUGGAGGCCACAACUCUCCCUACCACCCAGCUCCACAGGCGGCGCCACCCACACAUGAACAUGAACAUGAACCUCACCCACCCUAUCUCUAUAAGUCUCCUCCUCCUCCAUCUUCAUACAUUUACAAGUCUCCACCACCACCUUCUCCCUCGCCGCCUCCUCCAUAUUAUUAUAAGUCUCCUCCUCCACCUUCUCCAUAUAUCAACAAAUCUCCUCCUCCUUCCUAUCCCUCUCCACCUCCUCCCUAUUACUUUAACUCUCCACCCCCACCAUCACCUUCACCACCUCCACCAUAUAUUUACAAGUCUCCUCCUCCACCAUCACCUUCACCACCACCUCCAUAUUUCUACAAGUCUCCUCCACCACCAUCUCCAUCACCACCACCUCCUUAUAUCUAUAAAUCACCACCACCACCAUCUCCAUCACCACCACCUCCAUCACCUUCACCACCUCCUCCAUAUAUUUACAAGUCACCACCUCCACCUUCUCCAUCACCUCCUCCACCAUAUAUUUACAAGUCUCCACCGCCACCUUCACCUUCACCUCCUCCUCCUUACAUUUACAACUCUUCACCGCCUCCACCAAAGCAAGCCUAUCUCUACACUUCACCUCCGCCUCCCAAGUAUUAAGCUUGCAUUAAAAGUGCUUAAUUUGAAUUCUUUUAAUAAUAUUAUGUUCAACACUAUUGUGGUUAUAACAGGUUCUACGCCAUAUAUAUAAGGCAAGUAGAACC
This is a messenger RNA of Arachis stenosperma, 883 nucleotides long. Its product is annotated as extensin-3-like. The record is from RefSeq and is a predicted model, not a curated record. Gene Ontology annotation, biological process: plant-type cell wall organization. The transcript has a single exon. Gene Ontology annotation, molecular function: structural constituent of cell wall. Lineage: Eukaryota; Viridiplantae; Streptophyta; Magnoliopsida; Fabales; Fabaceae. Bases 48 to 779 code for a protein of 243 amino acids.